UAGGAAAUUCGGUCAUAUUUCGGGCCGGGAGGUACUCGAAAGUCGAAAGAGAGAUUUCUGUGUGAAGACUGAAGAGUGUUUGUGAAUCCAAUCAUAGGACACCACUAGCUCUACGCACCUCAACGGAUAACUGCGCAGAUUCUAGUCUCCAAGAUGGCAUCUGUUCUCUUCUUCAAUGCCGUUCCUUCCCUCCCUUCCUCUCGCACCACAGCUGCUUUCCGUACCCGCCCCUCCUCGCAUUUUCAGAACCGGUUUGGUGUCAGAUGCAGCUACGCAGAAGUAACUUCUACAAUAGACGUUGUAGCUGAUGUUAAGACUGAAAGGAUUGUAGUCUUAGGAGGAAACGGUUUUGUCGGUUCUGCUAUAUGCAAGGCUGCGGUGUCAAAGGGCAUAGAGGUCAUAAGCCUAAGCAGGUCAGGCCGUCCUACUUAUCCAAGUUCUUGGGUUGAACAGGUAAAUUGGGUAGCAGGAGAUGUUUUCUAUGUGAAUUGGGAUGAAGUGCUGGUUGGGGCAACUGCAGUGAUUUCAACCCUAGGAGGUUUUGGUAGUGAGGAACAGAUGAAAAGGAUUAAUGGAGAGGCUAAUGUUGUGGCUGUGAAUGCUGCAAAGGAUUAUGGGGUUCCCAAGUUUGUAUUGAUCUCAGUGCAUGAUUACAAUUUACCAUCAUUUUUACUUUCAUCUGGAUACUUCACGGGAAAGAGGAAAGCGGAGUCAGAGGUUCUUUCCAAAUACCCCAACUCUGGUGUUGUAUUGAGACCGGGCUUCAUUUAUGGGAAAAGGAGGGUGGAUGGUUUCGAGAUUCCUCUGGAUUUGGUAGGGGAACCGCUGGAGAGAAUUCUGCGUGCUACUGAAAACUUCACCAAACCUCUGAGUUCUCUUCCAGCAUCUGAUUUACUCUUGGCUCCACCUGUUAGUGUUGAUGAUGUUGCUCUUGCAGCCAUCAAUGCAAUCUCAGACGACGACUUCUUCGGCAUUUUUACAAUCGAACAAAUCAAAGAAGCCGCAGAAAAAGUGAGGGUGUGAUUUAGCUUUUCCAUAUGGAAUGAAAUAUAGUUAACAAAGCAUGCAGGUUAAUGUGUAUAGCAUAUUCACAUUGCACCUGGUUCUGCUAAGGUGCUACCUACCCCUUUGCAUGCAUGGGGAUGAAAUAUAUCUCGAAACAUUGUAAAGUCUCGCAAAUUUUACAUACAAACUGUCUUUUGAGGCAACGACUUUAUAUUUUAGUUUUAUCGAUAACUCAUUUUAGAU
Molecule: messenger RNA, 1248 nt
Organism: Juglans microcarpa x Juglans regia
Lineage: Eukaryota; Viridiplantae; Streptophyta; Magnoliopsida; Fagales; Juglandaceae
Exons: 7
Coding region: 154-1023 (289 amino acids)
Cellular component (GO): mitochondrion
Molecular function (GO): protein-containing complex binding
Source: RefSeq, a predicted model, not a curated record